AGCGCACAAUUUCCAGUCAAUCAAAUAAACGUGAAGUGUUAAAAUUAUUUAACGAAAAUGUCUGGAAUUGCAAAAAGUAUUCGUGCCCUGUGCAGGCAGACCACGUAUUUAAGGUCUUUUUCGACCAGAUCAUUGGCCGUCGGCCUCAAUAACAAGUUAAAUUCCACCCAGUGUUUCGCAAAUAACAACCUAUUUUUGACAACUAGUCAGAGACAUGUUUUGCCACAUGAGCGAAGUUACAGUUCCAAACCACCUUUAACCUUAAAACUUAUCUCAGACAGAGUUCUUCUGGUCUUAAAAUUAUAUGACAAAAUUUGCCCUGAGAAGUUGGCUUUGGAGUCCCAUUUCAUCAACGAUUUAGGUUUAGACAGUCUGGAUCAUGUGGAAGUUAUUAUGGCAAUAGAAGAUGAAUUCGGAUUUGAAAUUCCGGACGGCGAUGCCGAGAAGCUGCUAAGACCAGCUGAUAUUGUUAGGUAUGUUGCAGAUAAAGAAGAUGUGUAUGACUAGAAAGGAAGAUUACUAUUAGAUUUCGCUGUUCUCCUUACUACAUCAAAUUCAUAACACUGUAUAUUGUCUAGAUGAAUUUGUUUUUUGUUAAUAAACUUAUUUAAGGACUA
Molecule: messenger RNA, 617 nt
Organism: Aethina tumida (small hive beetle)
Lineage: Eukaryota; Metazoa; Arthropoda; Insecta; Coleoptera; Nitidulidae
Gene: ND-ACP
Product: acyl carrier protein, mitochondrial
Exons: 3
Coding region: 58-507 (149 amino acids)
Biological process (GO): fatty acid biosynthetic process
Cellular component (GO): mitochondrion
Molecular function (GO): acyl carrier activity; acyl binding
Source: RefSeq, a predicted model, not a curated record